CGGCCUAGGCUUCCCCGUCUGCGGGGCGCGGCGGAUGGAUGAGCGCGGGUGGGCUGGAAAAGGAGCUGGAUAGACUGUCGGGCAGGGGGCGGAGCAGGAGCAGGAGCAGGGCGGGCCCUGCCCCCGCGCGCCGGCCUGACGUGGCGGUUCCCCUCCCCACACAGGGCGAUGAAGGCGCUCAUCCUGGUGGGUGGCUACGGCACCCGGCUGCGGCCGCUGACACUCAGCACCCCAAAGCCGCUGGUGGAGUUCUGCAACAAGCCCAUGCUGUUGCACCAGCUGGAGGCUCUGCGCCAGGCGGGCGUCAAUCACGUGAUCCUGGCUGUCAGCUACAUGUCGGAGGUGCUGGAGGGGGCGAUGCGGGAGCAGGAGCAGCGGCGGGACCCCUGGCGCUGGCCCGGGAGCUGCUGACUGAGAGCUCGGAGCCUUUCUUCGUCCUUAAUAGUGACGUGAUCUGCGACUUCCCCUUCACAGACAUGGUGCGCUUCCACAAGCACCACGGCAAGGAGGGCUCCAUUGUGGUGACAAAGGUGGAGGAGCCCUCCAAGUACGGGGUGGUAGUGUGCGAAGCCGAGACAGGGCGCAUCCACCGCUUUGUGGAGAAACCCCAGGUGUUCGUCUCAAAUAAGAUAAAUGCCGGCAUGUACAUCUUCAACCCCAGUCUCCUGCACAGGAUCCAGCUGCGGCCCACUUCCAUAGAGAAGGAGAUCUUCCCAGUGAUGGCUCAGGAUGGGGAGCUCUAUGCCAUGGAGCUGCAGGGCUUCUGGAUGGACAUCGGGCAGCCCAAGGACUUUCUGACGGGCAUGUGUAUGUUCCUGCAGUCGCUGAGGGUCCAGCACCCAGAGAGGCUGCAUGCGGGCCCUGGCUUCAUGGGGAACGUGCUGGUGGACCCAAGUGCUCAGAUUGGUGAGAACUGCACAAUUGGCCCCAAUGUCACCAUUGGGGCUGGGGUGGUGGUGGAGGAUGGGGUACGGAUCAAGCGCUGCACCAUCCUGAAGGGCUCCCGUAUCCGCUCCCACUCCUGGCUAGAGUCCUGCAUUGUUGGCUGGCUGUCGUCUGUGGGUCAGUGGGUGCGGAUGGAGAACGUGACAGUGCUGGGUGAGGACGUCAUCGUCAAUGAUGAGCUCUAUCUCAACGGGGCCAAUGUGCUGCCACACAAGUCCAUCGCUGAGUCGGUGCCGGAACCACGCAUCAUCAUGUAGCUGCUGGGCCAGGCCUGCUACUGAACUGUUAACACUUUGUUUCCUGGAGCAGAGCCCUACAUGCAGGGGUGGGCACUGGAGCUGGCUCUGCUGGCACAGCAUCUCUGCCAGGAUGCCUAGGAGGGAUUCACAGCAGGGCACAGCACUAGGCCCUCAUGGGCUGCUGGGCUCUGAGGAGCUAGGGGCUAAUGGGGGUUUGUGGCCAUGGGGCUGCUGUCAGGGGGCAGCAAGGGGGAAGAGCUCGAUCCUGUAGCAGUAGAAAGUGUUCAGGGAAAAUAGGGGGCCACAGCUGCAACAUGCCUGUGCUGGUAGGAGCCAGGUGUGCCGCUGAGGGCCAGGCAUACAGGGCCCUACCCAAUACAAUUACACUGUCUAAAAGUG
This is a messenger RNA of Caretta caretta (loggerhead turtle), 1583 nucleotides long. RefSeq names its product GDP-mannose pyrophosphorylase B (gene GMPPB). Gene Ontology annotation, biological process: GDP-mannose biosynthetic process. NCBI's taxonomy places the organism in Eukaryota, Metazoa, Chordata, Testudines, Cheloniidae. The record is from RefSeq and is a predicted model, not a curated record. Gene Ontology annotation, molecular function: GTP binding; mannose-1-phosphate guanylyltransferase (GTP) activity.